UCCGAUUGCCGAAACACGCACCCUUGAGGGCGGACACACCAUUUGACCGCCGAUGCAAGCUCAGAGGGGCCGUGGUGGGGCACGGCAGUCCUGGAGUGGAUUCGUUGAACAUCUUCUCCGGAUCAUCCAGCAGUUUUCGUUGGCCCAUGCAUAGCCUGACUUCGGUCUCCGGUUCGCGGUCGCCGAUUGAUCUGCCGGAGGGGCUGGGACUCAACUACAUACACUGUAUGGGGGCAAAGCCGACGUCUCUUUUGAGAUUGAUACACAGAACGGAUCCGUACAUAGUUGACCGUCGCAUGCAAUGCGUUUGCCGAGUAGUGUGCCAAAAGCCCCUUCGUGCCUUGCCCUGUCCGACUUUCUUCUGAGCCACAGCUGUGGCAGCCUUGCUCGGCGAUCUGCCGUCUGGCAGCCACCACGGAGCCUAGCAUGGACCCACAUUUUAACCCAGCAGCCCCUCCUCCUCACCCCGCCAACUCCUGCCCCUCGUUUAAAAAGUAAGCAUCGGCCCCGCCCACGUCCGAUAAUUUUCAGUCUCCUCUCUCCCCUCUCUCCCCUUCUUCUGCUCGAUCUCUCCAUUGCCCCUCCCCUUUGACCCCAACCGUGCCCAGGCAGUACCUCCUCUUCCACGCCAGCAUGUCUGCUCCCGCCCACAAGUUCAAGGUCGCCGACCUGUCCCUCGCUGCCUUCGGGCGCAAGGAGAUUGAGCUGGCGGAGAAUGAGAUGCCUGGCCUCAUGGCAACGCGCAAGAAGUAUGCCGCCGACCAGCCGCUCAAGGGCGCCCGCAUCGCCGGCUGCCUGCACAUGACGAUCCAGACGGCGGUUCUGAUCGAGACGCUCGUUGCGCUCGGCGCCGAGGUCACAUGGUCGUCGUGCAACAUCUUCAGCACCCAAGACCACGCUGCCGCUGCUAUCGCCGCGGCCGGCAUCCCGGUCUUCGCCUGGAAGGGCGAGACGGAGGAGGAGUACAACUGGUGCCUGGAGCAGCAGCUUGUCGCCUUCAAGGACGGCAAGAAGCUCAACCUCAUCCUGGACGACGGCGGCGAUCUGACCCACUUGGUGCACACCAAGUACCCGGAGAUGCUCAAGGACUGCUACGGCGUGUCCGAGGAGACGACCACCGGCGUCCACCACCUGUACCGCAUGCUCAAGAAGGGCGAGCUCCUGGUGCCCGCCAUCAAUGUCAAUGACUCGGUCACCAAGUCCAAGUUUGACAACCUCUACGGCUGCCGAGAGUCGCUGAUUGACGGCAUCAAGCGUGCCACGGACGUCAUGAUUGCCGGCAAGAUCGCCGUCGUCGCCGGCUUUGGCGAUGUCGGCAAGGGCUGCGCCAUGGCGCUGCGGGGUAUGGGAGCCCGUGUGCUGGUCACCGAGAUCGAUCCCAUCAACGCCCUGCAGGCCGCCAUGGCUGGCUACGAGGUGACCACCAUGGACAAGGCCAGCAAGGUCGGUCAGAUCUUCGUCACCACCACCGGCUGCCGUGAUAUCCUGGUGGCCAGGCACUUCGAGGCGAUGCCCAACGACGCCAUUGUUUGCAAUAUUGGCCACUUCGAUGUCGAGAUUGACGUCGCGUGGCUCAAGGCCAACGCCCAGUCUGUCCAGAACAUCAAGCCUCAAGUUGACCGCUUCCUGAUGAAGAACGGCCGUCACAUCAUCCUGCUGGCCGAGGGCCGCCUCGUCAACCUCGGCUGUGCCACUGGCCACAGCUCCUUUGUCAUGUCGUGCAGCUUCACCAAUCAGGUGCUUGCGCAGAUCAUGCUCUACAAGAACAACGACGAGGCGUUUGCUCAGAAGUAUGUGGAGUUCGCCAAGACCGGCAAGCUCGAGAAGAAGGUCUACGUUCUGCCCAAGAUCCUGGACGAGGAGGUUGCCCGCCUUCACCUGGCCCACGUCAACGCCGAGCUUUCCACUCUGACCCCUGUCCAGGCCGAGUAUCUCGGCCUGGACGUCGAGGGCCCGUACAAGAGCGACCACUACCGCUACUAAUCCUGUGUAUCUUGUCUCUUCGACCUCGCCGCGAAUGUCGGCGGCGAAGGAACGGUUUACGAUAGAUCUUUCAACAAUCCUGGAGCUGGGGACAGAUCUUGGCGGCAUGUCUGGAGUUGUCUUUUUUCGGAGCCUUUUCUUUUCUUUUUCAACACUCACGACUUGCAUGGUACAUCGGGUUUAGGCAGGGUAUAAAAGGCAAGGCGGGGUCUGGUACACAUUUUCAACAAAAGUACGGCGUUGGCUUUCUGCUCAUGAUAUCCCACCUACAUCCACUGGAAGGCGUUUAACAGAAGAGCUUGUCAUGUUACUGCGCCG
Molecule: messenger RNA, 2301 nt
Organism: Thermothielavioides terrestris NRRL 8126
Lineage: Eukaryota; Fungi; Ascomycota; Sordariomycetes; Sordariales; Chaetomiaceae
Exons: 4
Coding region: 634-1983 (449 amino acids)
Biological process (GO): L-methionine cycle
Cellular component (GO): cytosol
Molecular function (GO): adenosylhomocysteinase activity
Source: RefSeq, a predicted model, not a curated record